This is a messenger RNA of Zea mays, 747 nucleotides long. RefSeq names its product phosphoenolpyruvate carboxylase 1-like. NCBI's taxonomy places the organism in Eukaryota, Viridiplantae, Streptophyta, Magnoliopsida, Poales, Poaceae. The coding region runs from base 76 to 735 and encodes 219 amino acids. Gene Ontology annotation, molecular function: phosphoenolpyruvate carboxylase activity. Gene Ontology annotation, biological process: carbon fixation; leaf development; tricarboxylic acid cycle. The record is from RefSeq and is a predicted model, not a curated record. Gene Ontology annotation, cellular component: chloroplast; cytosol; apoplast. The transcript is spliced from 4 exons.
CGCAUCGCAGCAGCACGAGCAGCACGCCGUGCCGCUCCAACCGUCUCACUUCCCUGCUUAGCUUCCCGCCGUGCUAUGGCGUCGACCAAGGCUCCCGGCCCCGGCGAGAAGCACCACUCCAUCGACGCGCAGCUCCAUCAGCUGGUCCCAGGCAAGGUCUCCGAGGACGACAAGCUCAUCGAGUACGAUGCGCUGCUGGUCGACCGCUUCCUCAACAUCCUCCAGGACCUUCACGGGCCCAGCCUUCGCGAAUUUGUCCAGGAGUGCUACGAGGUCUCGGCCGACUACGAGGGCAAAGGAGACACGACGAAGCUGGGCGAGCUCGGCGCCAAGCUCACGGGGCUGGCCCCCGCCGACGCCAUCCUCGUGGCGAGCUCCAUCCUGCACAUGCUCAACCUCGCCAACGUCGCCGAGGAGGUGCAGAUCGCGCACCGGCACCGCAGCCGCAACAGCAAGCUCAAGAAAGGUGGCUUCGCUGACGAGGGCUCAGCCACCACCGAGUCCGACAUCGAGGAGACGCUCAAGCGCCUCGUGUCCGAGGUCGGCAAGUCCCCCGAGGAGGUGUUCGAGGCGCUCAAGAACCAGACCGUCGACCUCGUCUUCACCGCGCAUCCCACGCAGUCCGCCCGCCGCUUGCUCCAGCAAAAAAACGCCAGGAUCCGGAAUUGUCUGACCCAGCUGAAUGCCAAGGACAUCACUGACGACGACAAGCAGGAGCUCGAUGAGGCUCUGUAGAAAGAGGUACGU